ACCGGGCGCAAGAUGGCCGCGUUCCCCUGGCAUGCAAGAUCAAGGAACUAUGUGUCAGAAUCUGAAGUGUGCAAGCUGGAAUCUGUACCCUUGGAUUUUGGUGAUUACCAUCCACUGAAACCCAUUACAGUUACUGAAUCCAAGACGAAGAAGAUGAACAGGAAGGGAAGUACUUCUUCCACCUCCUCCUCUUCCUCCAGUUCCGUGAUGGACCCGCUGAGCAGUGUGUUGGAUGGCACAGACCCCCUGUCGUUGUUUGCAGCAGCUGCAGAUCCUGUGACUGCUGCUCCUCCCACGGAUGGUGCCCGAAGGAAACGGGAUAAAGAUGAGAGCUCAGCAGUGGGAAGUGACUUUGAACCAUGGUCAAGCAAACGUGGUGAAAUCCUUGCUAGAUACACAACAACAGAGAAGCUUUCUAUUAAUCUGUACAUGGGAUCUGAAAAAGGAAAAGCCACAACUACUGGUUCAGCAGUUUCUGAAAAAGUGAGGACAAGGUUAGAAGAACUGGAUGAUCUGGAAGAGGGAUCACAGAAAGAGCUGUUGAAUUUGACUCAGCAGGAUUACAUGAACAGAAUUGAAGAGCUGAACCAGUCUUUAAAGGAUGCAUGGUCCUCUGAUCAGAAAGUAAAAGCUCUGAAAAUAGUCAUCCAGUGUUCUAAGCUUCUUUCAGACACAACAGUAAUCCAGUUUUAUCCAAGCAAAUUUGUUUUAAUUACAGAUAUCCUUGAUACUUUUGGCAAACUGGUGUAUGAAAGAAUUCUGUCAAUGUGUGUGGAUAACAGAGUCUCUCUGCCAGAUAACUUUUCUCCAGAGAGUGUUAACGAUACAGCUAAAGAAACUUGUUUAAACUGGUUUUUCAAGAUUGCUUCAAUCAGAGAACUCAUUCCCAGAUUUUACGUGGAAGCAGCAAUACUGAAGUGCAAUAAGUUCCUGUCCAAAACGGGCAUUUCGGAAUGUCUCCCACGGUUAACAGCUAUGAUUAGAGGAAUUGGAGAUCCACUGGUUGCAGUCUAUGCCAGAGCAUACCUUUGCAGGGUUGGGAUGGAAGUGGCACCACAACUCAAAGAAAGCCUGAAUAAAAACUUUUUUGACUUUCUCCUAACAUUUAAACAAAUCCAUGGGGAUACAGUUCAGAACCAGCUGGUGGUGCAGUGUGUGGAGAUCCCUUUGUAUUUGACCCUAUAUUCUCCUGCUAUAGACUGGAUUUUACAGUGUAUUGCAUACCAUGCUCCAGAUGUUCUGCUUACUGAGAUGAUGGAGAGAUGCAAAAAGUUGGGGAACAAUGCUUUGCUGCUGAAUUCAGUCAUGUCGGCGUUCAGAGCAGAGUUUAUUGCUGCAAGAUCAAUGGACUUCAUUGGCAUGAUUAAAGAGUGUGAUGAGUCUGGAUUCCCAAAGCAUCUCCUCUUUCGCUCCCUGGGAUUAAACUUGGCAUUGGCUGAUCCUCCUGAAAAUGAUCGCCUUCAAAUAUUAAACGAAGCCUGGAAGGUUAUAACAAAGCUGAAGAACCCACAGGAUUAUAUCAACUGUGCUGAAGUGUGGGUGGAGUAUACCUGCAGACAUUUUACGAAGCGAGAGGUCAAUACGGUUCUGGCUGAUGUUAUCAAACACAUGACUCCUGAUCGAGCAUUUGAAGAUGCUUACCCACAGCUGCAGUCAAUUAUUCAGAAAGUUAUUACCUAUAUCUAUGACUUUGCUCUGCUUUUUUCAGUGGAGAAAUUCUUGCCUUUUCUGGAUAUGUUCCAGAAGGAAAGUGUGAGAGUGGAGGUUUGCAAGUGCAUUAUGGAGUCUUUUAUUAAGCAUCAGCAGGAGCCAACGAAGGAUCCUGUUAUACUCAACGCUCUCCUGCACGUCUGCAAGACCAUGCACGAUUCUGUGAAUGCACUAACACUUGAGGAUGAGAAAAGAAUGUUAGCAACUCUGAUAAAUGGAUUCAUAAAAAUGGUUUCAUUUGGCCGUGACUUUGAGCAACAGCUGAGUUUCUAUGUUGAAGCCAGAUCAAUGUUUUGCAAUCUGGAGCCUGUUCUAGUCCAGCUGAUUCAUUCUGUGAAUCAGCUAGCAAUGGAAACCAGAAGGGUGAUGAAAGGAAAUCAUUCCAGAAAGACUGCUGCAUUUGUCAGGGCUUGUGUGGCCUUCUGCUUCAUUACAAUUCCAUCUCUGAGCAGUAUCUUCACACGUCUCAAUCUGUAUCUACACUCUGGACAGGUUGCUCUGGCAAAUCAGUGCCUUUCACAAGCUGAUGCUUUUUUCAAAGCUGCAGUGAGCCUUGUUCCUGAAGUGCCAAAAACGAUCAGUGUAGAUGGAAAGAUGCGACCUUCUGAUGCCUUCCUCCUGGAAUUCCUGUGUAAUUUCUUUUCCACAUUAUUAGUUGUUCCGGACCACCCAGAGCAAGGAGUGUUGUUCCUUGUGCGAGGAUUACUGAAUGUGAUCCAGGAUUACACCUGGGAGGAUAACAGUGAUGACAAAGUCAGGAUUUAUACUAAUGUUUUGCAUCUGCUGUCUGCAAUGACUCAAGAAGCAUUUAUCUACCAUGUAGAUAAAGUUGAUUCCAAUGAUACUCUGUAUGGUGGAGACUCCAAGUUCCUGGCUGAACUUAAUAAACUGAGUGAGACAGUGGUGUCACAGAUCCUGGAUCACCUGAAAACCCUGGGAAAGGAGGAGACCCUGAAGAGGCAGAGCCAGCUGGCACUCUAUUUCUUCAACACCAUCCUGGCUCAUGGGGACCUACGAAACAACAGACUGAACCAGCUUUCAGUCAAUCUCUGGAAUCUUGCUCAGAAGCAUGGCUUUGCUGACACCAAGACUAUGGUGAAAACCCUAGAAUACAUCAAGAGGAAGAGCAAUCAGCCUGAAAUGAGUCAUUUCACAGACUUGGCCCUCCGGCUUCCUCUGCAGUCCAGGACCUGAGGAGUGCCUCUUCCAAGGAGCCACCUGCACAAGGGAGCACGGAACCAAGGCCAAAAGUCACUGAUCUACACUCUCCCUGCAGGAGUGCAGUGUAUUGUUACUUUCCUUAGAGAGGCACAUUUACUUGGGCACAGCAAAGGUAAAACUGUUCUGAGUGCAAUAAUUUAACCUGAGUUUCUGUAUCCAGUUUUACCAUAGCAUUGUUAUUUUAAAUGCUGAUUUACAUUCAGUAAACAGUUAUCUUGAACCUCAUGGUUGCAAAAGCCUUUUGAGAUCUGUUGUAAUUUUAACAAAAAAGGAAGAUAAUCUGUACAAAUGAGUUCACAGCCUUAAAACUUCAUCCCUCUUGCAGAAUAGUCAUUCUCCUCUGCAGAAAGCAGCAUUUCAGUGUAACAGACUUAAGUUAUCUGUCUGCUUUGGGAUGCUGCCAGCAUUUGCCUGGCUGGUUCCAGUAGCAAAGAAAAAUGGCUGAGGUGUUGCUGUUUUAAUUUCUACAAUACAUUUACACAGACAUGUUUAUGUUUUCAUUUUAGUCCAGUGGUGUUUUGUAAAAUAGAAGGAAUCUUUAAGUGUUACAAAGGAAAAUGGAAAUUAUGCAAAGUCCUCUAUAUUUGCAAAGUACCUAUCACUGAAUAAAACAAUUUGCAGUUCA
This is a messenger RNA of Pyrgilauda ruficollis (rufous-necked snowfinch), 3556 nucleotides long. RefSeq names its product VPS35 endosomal protein sorting factor like (gene VPS35L). Bases 13 to 2904 code for a protein of 963 amino acids. The transcript has 31 exons. Lineage: Eukaryota; Metazoa; Chordata; Aves; Passeriformes; Passeridae. Gene Ontology annotation, cellular component: endosome. The record is from RefSeq and is a predicted model, not a curated record. Gene Ontology annotation, biological process: endocytic recycling.